AGGUGGAUGCUGUGGUGUACCUGGUUGACGCUUACGACAAAGAGAGGUUUGCGGAAUCUAAGAAGGAGCUUGAUGCCUUGCUUUCGGAUGAAGGCUUGGCAGGUGUUCCAUUUCUUGUGUUAGGCAACAAGAUUGACAUUCCUUAUGCAGCUUCGGAAGAUGAGCUACGGUAUCAUCUAGGCCUCACCAAUUUCACCACUGGCAAAGGAAAGAUCAACCUCACAGACUCGAACCUUCGACCCCUUGAAGUGUUCAUGUGCAGCAUUGUGCGCAAGAUGGGGUAUGGUGAUGGCUUCCAGUGGCUUUCCCAAUACAUCAAGUAGACUCCUUAUUCAUUCUUAGUUCCCCUUUCUCUUGUCAACUAGCACCGUCUGCAGUUACAUCAGAAGAUAUUUUACCCUUGUUUUUGCUCUUGAUGAUUUUUGAUUGGAUUUUGAUAGAACUGCAGUGAUAAUAUUACAUGAUAAAAUUUGUAUCUUCAAAGAUUUUUUUUGGGGGAAUAUUCUCCUUUGAAAUACUCAAUUCUGUUGUAGGGUGGUAUGACUUGGCAGGAACUCUAAUAAAUCUGGAAUGUUAGUACAUUUUCUUCCCUGUUA
Cajanus cajan (pigeon pea) is the source of this 596-nucleotide messenger RNA. The record is from RefSeq and is a predicted model, not a curated record. NCBI's taxonomy places the organism in Eukaryota, Viridiplantae, Streptophyta, Magnoliopsida, Fabales, Fabaceae.